Molecule: messenger RNA, 1856 nt
Organism: Zychaea mexicana
Lineage: Eukaryota; Fungi; Mucoromycota; Mucoromycetes; Mucorales; Lichtheimiaceae
Product: hydroxymethylglutaryl-CoA synthase
Exons: 6
Coding region: 221-1579 (452 amino acids)
Biological process (GO): acetyl-CoA metabolic process
Molecular function (GO): hydroxymethylglutaryl-CoA synthase activity
Source: RefSeq, a predicted model, not a curated record
CAAAACACACACAAAAACAGAAAAAAAAGACCCGAGUUGAUAGCAGUAAACUCCGAUCGAAAAAAGAGUGCUUGUUUUUUUUUUCAAGUUUGUGCCACACAUUUCCAGACGCGCCGUCGGUCUGUCUGCCUCCUGUUCCUAUACACACUCUCUUCCUUUUUUAAGCUUUUUUUUAGCAAUAAACUUUUGCUAACACUUUUCUUUCUCCUUCUCAUCCGUCAUGACUCAAUCCACCUUUGAACACUACCCUCAAAAUGUCGGCAUCUUGGCCAUGGACAUGUACUUCCCUUCCAGAUGCGUCGAACAAUCCGAGAUGGAGGCCUUUGACGGUGUCAGCGCUGGAAAGUACACAAUUGGUUUGGGUCAGGAAAAGAUGGCCUUCAUUGAUGACCGCGAAGACAUUCAGUCCAUUUGCUUGACUGCCGUCCAAACUUUGAUGGAAAAGUACAACCUUGCCUACACUGAUAUCGGUCGCUUGGAAGUCGGUACCGAAACCAUUAUCGACAAGUCAAAGUCGGUCAAGACUACCUUGAUGACGCUGUUUGCCGAACACGGAAACACUGAAAUUGAGGGCAUUGACACCACCAAUGCAUGCUAUGGUGGUUUCAGCGCCUUUUCCAAUGCCGUCAACUGGGUCGAGUCUUCGUCGUGGGACGGUCGCAAGGCUAUCGUCAUUGCUGGUGAUUUGGCCUUGUAUGCUUCGGGCGCUGCUCGUCCUACAUCGGGCGCUGGUGUGGUUGCCAUGUUGGUUGGCCCUGACGCCCCAAUUGUUUUGGAACGAGGCCUUCGCAGCACCCACAUGGAACAUGCUUAUGACUUUUACAAGCCUGACAUGCACUCGGAAUAUCCCGUCGUGGAUGGCAAGUUCUCCAACGUCUGCUACCUUCGUGCAUUCGACACUUGCUACAACCGCUACAUGAGCCGUCUCGGCAAGCAAUUGAACAAGGAGCACCCUAGCAUGGAUGACAUUGACUACGUUGUCUGCCACUCUCCCUAUGCCAAGCUUGUCAACAAGUCCUUUGCUCGUGCAUCAUACAACGACUACUUGCGAGACCGUGCAAACGAAAAGUAUGCGCCUAUCCAACAGUUUGGUGAGCUGACGCACGAUCAAUCAUUGGAGAACCGUGACCUGGAAAAGGCCUGCGUUGGCUUCACCAAGGCCGGCUAUGCACAAAAGGUCGGCCCUUGCGCAUUCGCACCCAAGCAGAUUGGUAACAUGUACACUGCCGCCGUCUGGGCCGGUCUUGCAUCGCUUGUUUCCGAAGUUGACUCCGAGACGCUCCAGGGCAAGCGUGUGUUGCUGUACUCGUACGGCUCUGGCUUGGCUGCCUCGAUGGUCUCGUUCCGUGUCAACAGCACCACGACCGAUAUCAAGGAGAAGCUCAGCUUGCGUGAGCGCUUGGCUGCUCGCACUCACACCAAGCCGGAGGACUUUGCAGAGGCCAUGAAGAUCCGUGAAUCCACCCACAACGCCUGCGACUAUAGCCCCGUUGGCAGCUUGGACAACAUUGCCUCUGGCGUCUACUACAUUGAGAAGAUCGAUGACAAGUGGAGACGCUUCUACAAGCGCAAGGACUAACUUAUUGACUACUACACACCCCACCCACUCUUCCUCAUUUUGCCUUUCCGAACUUAUAUACACGCAGCACUCACGCAUCUAAUAUAUACAACAGCCAUUUCGACGCACACAAAACGUUUUUUGACUACUAGUACAUGACCGUUUUCCUUCUUUUGUUCCUAAUUUAACCCCCUCCACGUAGUAAAUUUAAUAUAAAAAAUCACACCACACACUACUGAUUUUGUUUACAAAACGAGACAAAAGAGAAAUGCGAUAUAUAUUUGUAUAAGAUGAUGCA